GCACACGGCGGGGCCGGGCGGUGUCUGCGCGGGUACCGGCGGUGUUUGGGCGCUGCACCGCGGCAAGAUGGCGGAGCGGGAGGAGGCGUUGAGGGAGUUCGUGGCUGUGACCGGUGUCGAGGAGGGGCGGGCGCGGUUCUUCCUCGAGUCCGCGGGCUGGGACCUGCAGAUUGCACUCGCCAGUUUCUAUGAGGACGGGGGGGACGAGGACAUCCUGACCCUUCCCCAGCCGACAGCCAGCUCCAUAUCCAGAGGCUCUUCAGCCAGUGACCACAGAGUAACGUCGUUUCGAGACCUUGUUCAUGCACAGGAGGAUGAUGAUGAAGAGGAGGAGGGGCAGAGGUUUUAUGCUGGUGGCUCAGAGAGGAGUGGGCAGCAGAUCGUUGGUCCCCCGAGGAAGAAGAGCCCCAAUGAGCUGGUGGAGGAUCUGUUCAAAGGAGCGAAGGAACACGGUGCUGUAGCAGUUGACCGGACGGCCAAGAGCGGCGGCGAGACCAGCAAGCCUAAACCUUUUGCAGGGGGAGGGUAUCGCCUUGGUGCUACUCCAGAGGAGGAGUCUGCCUACGUGGCAGGAGAGAGGAGACACAACUCUGCUCAGGAUGUCCACAUUGUGCUGAAGCUCUGGAAGAGUGGGUUCAGUCUGGAUAGUGGAGAACUGAGGAGCUACCAGGAUCCAUCCAAUGCCCAGUUUCUUGAUGAUAUCCGCAGAGGGGAGGUCCCGGCCGAGCUGCGCAGGCUGGCGCGGGGUGCGCAGGUGAACCUGGACAUGGAGGAUCACCGCGACGAGGAGUAUGUGAAACCCAAAAGUGUCUUCAAAGCUUUCACUGGAGAAGGACAGAAGCUGGGCAGCAGUGCACCCCAGGUGAUGGGCACCAGCUCCCCAGCCCAGCAGGCAGCCAAUGAAGCCAAAGCCAGCUCUGCCAUCGUGAUUGACGAGUCAGAGCCUGUCACCAACAUCCAGAUCCGGCUCGCUGACGGCGGGCGCCUGGUGCAGAAGUUCAACCACAACCACAGGAUCCGUGACAUCCGGCUCUUCAUAGUAGAUGCCCGGCCAGCGAUGGCUGCCACCAGCUUCAUCCUCAUGACCACCUUCCCCAACAAAGAGCUGACUGACGAGAACCAGACCCUGAAGGAAGCCAACCUGCUCAACGCUGUCAUCGUCCAGCGGUUGACAUAAGGACCCCGCUGUGCCGCGCAGGCUCGCACCUCCUCGUAGCUCUGGGUUCUUAGGUCUCGGUUGGACUUUAUUUCUCUCUUUAGUUGCAUUUCCCAUGGGGUUUUUUUUGUUGGUUUUGGGUUUUUUUUUUUUUUUUUUGUGAGGAUGAUCAGUGGACUUGGAAAUAAAUAAAUGAGAUGAAUCCAUUUGGAAAGGAGCUGCAGCCUCUCAUGCCACAGGUUCUCCAGGAGAGCUGAGCUGAGUUACCUUUGUGGGCUGUGUUACUGCCUUGAGAGGGGUGAGGAAGGUGAGGGGGAAGGGAGCUCCCAAGGAGCAGCUUCUGUCCAGAGUUCCCAGCAGACUGCUCAUCACAGUCCUUUGGCUCUUCCCUCUCCUCCAGGGACUGCUGUAAAGUGCUCUAUUUUCUCACUUUAACUAGAAACUAUAUGAGAAUGGGUGAUCUUCUGAUAAUGGUUGUGGAGGGAAGGCUUUGCUCGCUGUGGGGUGCCAGGUUUAACACUUGGGCUUUUCCAGAGAGGAAAUCCUGACUUUCCUUCCCCCAGCAGGACUCAGGGGUGUUAAGUGCAGUGCCUGCUCCUCCUGCCCUUCCUCCUGCAGUCCAGGCUGCCGCUUGAAUUUGCUGUACUGCAUUCUCUGAAGCUCUGCUGCUGACCUUUCCUUUCCAAGAAGGCACAAAGCUGAAUCAGCACAAAGCGACUGCAACUAAAAGGCAAAUGGAGUCUGUCUUACUGGAAAGCAAGUUUUGUUUUGAGAGGUGAAUUACUGAGAUGAUGGAAACAGCUCAGGUGGGAAAAGUCAAGCCUGUAGGACCCUUUGAUUUAUUUCCUCUGCUGAGGGCUAGUGUAGCUGCACAGCUGGAAUUGUCCAGCUUCACUCUGUUGUGCUGGUUGUGUUUUGGACUCGGGUCUCUGCAUCUUUCUCUCCUUUGAACUGAAUCCUCCAGGUGCUUUCAUUAAGGGCCUGGUAAUAGUCAUACGUACAAGUUGCCAUGUAUAGCCUUGUGCCAGGGCACUGCCCCAGCCCACAACGUGCUCACUGCCCUAGUGCUGCCCUCGGAGCAGAACUGGAGAGCUGUGUGGAACCGUGGGCCUCCAGACAUCAGCCGAGUGGGAACUGAUCCGGCACCAUCCCAUCCGGAGAGGCUGCGCCGCUGCCAUGCCCAGGGCUGGAGCAU
Neopsephotus bourkii (Bourke's parrot) is the source of this 2351-nucleotide messenger RNA. RefSeq names its product NSFL1 cofactor (gene NSFL1C). Gene Ontology annotation, cellular component: cytosol; nucleus. Gene Ontology annotation, molecular function: ubiquitin binding. The transcript is spliced from 9 exons. Gene Ontology annotation, biological process: Golgi organization; membrane fusion; proteasome-mediated ubiquitin-dependent protein catabolic process. The record is from RefSeq and is a predicted model, not a curated record. NCBI's taxonomy places the organism in Eukaryota, Metazoa, Chordata, Aves, Psittaciformes, Psittacidae. The coding region runs from base 68 to 1177 and encodes 369 amino acids.